AAUCGUGAAUAACAUAGAAACGUCGAGUAAACUCGAACUUGUCUGAUCGCGAGUAAUCGCAGGCAAAAAGCUGUGGCGCUGUGUUGAGCGUGCGCUGACGCCAUAGUGUAUGCGAGAGGCGAGAACAGCCGAAAUGGAGGAGAGUCAAACAUCGGAAAGUGUCGCCGUGCUACCGGACAUGUCCGAACCGUUGACGAGCGAAACCGAGGAGGCGUCUGCCCUAACGACCGAGCACAAGGCGCAUCCCGUUACCGUGACGGCAAGCGUCACUCCAGUACCGGGUGUUCCUGGUGUUCCAGGAGUUGGUGUACCGGUUUCUUUGCCUGUUGGUUCUAUCAUUGGUGUAGCAAAUUCAUCCAACGGCACGACCUUCAACGUCAUCACAUCAGACCAACUGCAGCUGCCUGGUUCAGGACAAUUUAAACAGAUGCUAUGUGUGGAUAAUGGUUUCAUUUGUGAACCACGGCAUGAUAAAGAUACAGACUCCUUACGAUGGAAUGGAGAAUUAAAAGCAACACACAUAGUAAUUCAAAAUAGUACAGAAGAACCUGAAUCAGAACAAAUCCAUGUAUCUACUGCUAGUACUCAACCAAUAUGCAGUUGGUCAGAAUCAGCUAAUUUAGCAGUAUUACCUGUUAGAUGUAAAAAUACAAAUGCAGAAUUACAUAAAAGUAGAUUUGGAUCUGGAGGAAGAGGAAGAUGUAUCAAACUUGGACAAGACUGGUAUACACCGAGUGAAUUUGAAGCACUUUGUGGUAGAGCAUCCAGUAAAGAUUGGAAACGCAGUAUUCGAUUUGGUGGUAGAAGUUUACAAACAUUAAUUGAUGAACAAAUUUUAAAGCCACAUGCUACUUCUUGUACUUGUGCGGCAUGUUGCGAUGAUGACAGUGCAACAGGUCCUGUAAGAUUAUUCACACCAUAUAAGCGUAGAAGAAGGGCAAGAGAUACAUCUGAUAGUGAAACACCAUCGCGUAAACUUAAAAGCGAUAAUUCACGCGAUGGGAGUAAUAAUGACGAAAGUGAUGGCGAAAUUGUAGUACCUGAUAAAGAAGUAUGGCCUCAGUUUGUUUCAACAGAUGGUUUAGUUGUUCAACAACCACAAGAUCAAGAUACUGUUGUUCAAAAUGUACAUCAAGCAGAAAAUGGACAAUGCGACGAUGUAUUUAAAAAGCUUGACGAGAUGUCCAAUAAAAUGUUAAAGUUAGCUUAUGAAUUUAGGCGUACCUUGGAAGAGGCUAAGGAAGUAAGUAGACAACAAAGAAGAGAACAAGCAUUAGUGGCACAAUUAGGAGGUAGAGGAGAUGUUAUUGAAACUGUUGGUUUGCAACCAGCAUCGGAUACUCAUAAUAAAAAGUGUGCAAACUGUAAUAGAGAAGCAUUUGCAGAAUGUUCCUUAUGCAGACGAACGCCUUAUUGCUCUACAUUUUGUCAACGCAAAGAUUGGGCAGGUCAUCAAGUAGAAUGUGUAAGAGGAGCUGCAGAAACUGUAAUGCUUAUAGUUGAAAGUAGUAGUGGAGAUACUAGUGCUCUUGCUACGACUGCUGGGGACCAAUAGCUAGUGUUUCUUACACCUAUUCACCAAAGGAAUAUAGAAAUUGAACAAACUAACAUAGAAAGUUCAAAAUUGAAAAAA
Molecule: messenger RNA, 1633 nt
Organism: Apis florea (little honeybee)
Lineage: Eukaryota; Metazoa; Arthropoda; Insecta; Hymenoptera; Apidae
Gene: Deaf1
Product: deformed epidermal autoregulatory factor 1
Biological process (GO): regulation of transcription by RNA polymerase II
Cellular component (GO): nucleus
Molecular function (GO): DNA binding; DNA-binding transcription factor activity, RNA polymerase II-specific
Source: RefSeq, a predicted model, not a curated record